This is a messenger RNA of Octopus bimaculoides (California two-spot octopus), 4304 nucleotides long. RefSeq lists its product as uncharacterized. Gene Ontology annotation, biological process: cell surface receptor signaling pathway; G protein-coupled receptor signaling pathway. NCBI's taxonomy places the organism in Eukaryota, Metazoa, Mollusca, Cephalopoda, Octopoda, Octopodidae. The record is from RefSeq and is a predicted model, not a curated record. Gene Ontology annotation, cellular component: membrane. Gene Ontology annotation, molecular function: G protein-coupled receptor activity.
CUUGUUUGGUGAAUGAAAGGAAUUUUAUAGUUCUUCAAAGAAUCCAAAGGCAGCAUUUACAGCUUUCAUAAUGGGACAAUAUUCUGACUAAAUGUUCAUUAAUAACAAUAUUUCAUGAUAUAAACGUAUUGUGUGUAUUAUGUUGGCAACUAAGUUCCCGCCGUUUUUCUUUUUUUAUUAAAAAUUUUUUAAAGGUUUAAUAAGAAAUAACAACUUAUUAAUCUAUAAUGUAUUCACUCUUGUUGUUUACAACUUCUUCCCAACGUUCAACAAGAUUUUCAAUACCUCGUUGGUAGAAAUCACCCGAUUUCGAUUCGAAAAAUUGAUCCAACGAAGCUCUCAAUUCUGCAUCAUUACUGAACGAAACUUUGCGCAUAGCAUUUGAAAGAGAUCGAAAGAGGUGGAAAUCCGUUGGUGCCAAAUCAGGAGAGUAAUGCGGCUAUGGAAGUACUUCCCAGCCAUGCGUUUGAAUGGCUUCCUUGAUCAUAUUGGCGAUAUGAGGGCGGCGUUGUCGUGCAGAAGAAGAACUCCAUGUUUACAUGGACAUUUGCAUUCCUGUACACCUUUGAACAAAUUGAAGAAUUCUCUCUAAUAUUUUAUGUUUUCAAUUCUUUUAUUGGAUUAUUUAUUUGUCUAUCAUUUUUGUUCACAAAGAUCGUCUGCCGCAAUAUACUUAAAAGAUUUCGUCAUGUUUCAAAAUGGCCUUCCACCAAACUGAGUGAUAUAUCUUCAACUUCUCAGAAAACUUUAUCGACACAAAUACCAACGAAAGUUACGUUUCGGUAGUACAAGAAAUGUUGUUCGGUGAACGAAACGAAUUUUAUUGUUCUUGAAGCAAACAAAGACAAACAAUAUUUUUGGCCACCAUGAUGAGGUAUACACUUUGUCCUCCAAUUCUUCAAGAUUUCAAUAAAUUCUGCAUUGUUUUCUACAGAGUUUCGAAGCGUAAUAUUUAACCUUAAUUUACUUAAUCAUGAACUUCAGUAUUUCCUACGGAACAAUCUAUCAAAGAGAAGUUAGAAUAUGAUUACUUCAAAACAUAGUCUUGUAUUUCAUCAAGACAUAAUGGAAAUAUUUGUGACAAACUUUUUAAUAUACAUCUUACUGAUAAACCACACAGUUCAAACAUCAACUAUAAACAGAACAGAACCCUUCAAUUGUCCACCAGUUUUGUGUUCUGAAAGCCCCUGGACAGACCGCUGUUCAUGUCAGCAAGACUGCUAUUUAUACGAUGAAUGUUGUUCCGACCGUCUUAAUCACACAAAUUCUGACCUCGAGCCUCCAUAUCCCUCAAUGUCUUAUAGCUGUAACAAUAUUAAUGGAAGAAAUUACUAUCAAUUUCACCGCUGUCCAACUAACUAUGAUAUAACGGAACAUGUGAACAACUGUGAAAAUCCUAACUCAGACGAACAGCUACAUCAUGUACCUGCUUUUGGUAAAACAAGUAAAAAACUCUAUAGAAAUUUAUAUUGUGCUCUCUGUCACGGAGAACAAUAUAUUUUGUGGAAGAUUUCUUACCAAUGUUUCUUUAAGGAUGAUAAUCCAAAUGUCACUGUUGAUAACUUUUUAUAUAUUUUCAAUAAAAAAAAUUGUGAGAUAUACAAACAAGUACCUUCUGAAGAAUUUUACCAAUAUUUGUAUAGAUGCACUCCUUUUGUUUCAGUGUGUGCGCUACAUAAUACCAAUAAAACAUUAGAACAUCUAUGUGAGCACAAGCCAAUGAGAGUUGUCAACGCAAAUAAUACAGCCUUUAGAAAUAUUUACUGUGCACUUUGUAAUGGUAUUGAUGCUGACGAUAUCCAGUGCCACAUACAUGAAACGAACAUUUUUUCAUAUUCAAGCAAAGUGUUUUCUCUAACGGCAGUUUUUAAUUUCCAUACCAAUUCUAUAGAAAUACAAAAUAUGGAGACAAACAAAGGAAAUACUGUUCUGCAACUACCCUCCUGUCCGAAGCAUGCAGUCUACGAUAUGAAUACAAAGCAAUGUCGACAAGUUAUCUACCACCCGCAACUAAACUGUACAACAACAAGUCUAAAUGAAUCUGAGUAUUAUAUCACUAGUGAUGGUCGUCUCUACUUAAAUAAUACCCAACGUUUACUGAACCAAUCAGAAUUCAGUUUCGAUGAAGAUGGUACAAUAAUUAUUUGUGUAAAAAAUGUUACCACAGUGUUACCAAAAUAUUCUGAGGCUGAAACUUAUAUCACGUUAGUGGGGCUUAUAUUUUCUAUCCCUGCUCUAGCAAUCACUAUUAUAAUCUAUCUCUGCAUACCUGAUCUCCAUACCUUACCAGGUAAAUUACUCAUUAGUCUUUUAUCAGCAUUGUUUGUAGCUGAGCUUCUCUUUCUUAUUUCAUCACAAGUCACUACAUCUACAAUUCUGUGUACAUCUUUGGCUAUUGUGAUACAUUAUUCUUUUCUAGCGAGUUUCUUCUGGAUGAAUGUUUUAUCUUUCGAUGCCUGGUACACAUUCUCAGGACUUACCCAACUUCGAAUUAAAAGAAACGGUACCAAGAGACUUGUAUUUUAUUCCUUGUAUGCUUGGAUCUGUCCACUUGUCAUAGUAACAAUAUCACUGAUAUUUGAGUACACACCUGGAAAUCAUGGACUUUCUCCAGAAUAUGGAAAUGGCAUUUGCUGGAUUACAAACGGAAAAAGUCUGCUAUGGUUAUUUGCAUUCCCUGUUAUGCUCAUUUUAUGUCUUAACACAACAGCAUUUAUCCUCACUACCAGAGGGCUAUAUGUGGCUAGCAAACUUUCUGCGAAAUAUUUAUCAGAACAUAAUAAAUUGGAGUUCAUUGUUUGCAUAAAACUGUUUUUUAUUAUGGGACUUACGUGGACAUUUGCAUUCCUGUAUACCUUUACAAAAAUUGAAGAAUUUUCUCUAAUAUUUUGUAUUUUAAAUUCUUUUAUUGGAUUAUUUAUUUGUCUAUCAUUUCUCUUCACAAAGAUCGUCUGCCGCAAUAUACUUAAAAAAUUUCGUCAUAUUUCAAAAUGGCUUCCGCAAGAAUCGAGUGAGAUGUCUUCAACAUCUCAGAGAACUUUAUCUACACAAAUACCAACAAAAGUUACGUUUGAAUAGUACAACUUGUUCGGUGAACGAAACGAAUUUUAUAGUUUUUCAUACAAAGGCAAACAAUAUUUUCGGCUUUCAUAAUGGGACAAUAUUCUGACUAAAUGUUCAUUAAUAACAAUAUUUCAUGAUAUAAACGUAUUGUGUGUAUUAUGUUGGCAACUAAGUUCCUGCCGCUUUUUUUUUUAAUUUAAAAUGUUUAAAAGGUUUAAUAAGAAAUAACAACUAAUUAAUCUAUAAUGUAUUUACUCUUGUUGUUUACAACUUCUUCCCAACGUUCAACAAGAUUUUCUAUACCUCGUUGGUAGAAAUCACCCGAUUUCGACUCGAAAAAUUGAUUCAACGAAGCUCUCAAUUCUGCAUCAGCAUUGAACGAAACUCUGCGCAUAGCAUUUGAAAGAGAUCGAAAGUGGUGGAAAUCCAUUGGUGCCAAAUCAGGAGAGUACGGCGGCUAUGGCAGCACUUCCCAGCCAUGCGUUUGAAUGGCUUCCUUGGUCAUACUGGCGAUAUGAGGGCGGCCGUUGUGCAAAGGAAGAACUCCAUGCUGCCGAUUAGGUCUUUUCUCUUGAAAAGCCAUGUUCAGUCGCUCCAUCUGUUGAAUAUAGAGCUCUACGUUGACCGUUUGGUUCCGUUCAAGCAAUUCGUAAUGGAUAAUCCCUUCCCAGGCCCACCAUACGCACAACAUCGUUUUACGCGGAUGAAGAUCUUGUUUCACGCGCGGUGUCGCUUGUUUACCGGGGCUAAACCAUUUCUUACGCUGCUUCAUAUUGAUGUACAGGCACCAUUUUUCGUCGCCAGUAACGAUUCUGUAAAGAAAUCGUUGCUUGUGACCAUGAGUUGAGCGGUGACGAGCAAGCAAACCAGCGAAGAUCGUGGCUCGUUGAUUUUUGUUGUUGUCACUUAAAGCAUGCGGAACCCAUGCUCCAUACUUCUGAACCUUUCCCAUCGAGUGAAGAUGCUUCUCUAUAGCAGUGUCGGAGCAUUCCAUUUUCUCUGACAGUUCUCUUGUUGUUUGAUGAGAAUUUUCGUGCAAAAGUUUGUUUAAUCGCUCUUCAUCCAACUCAACUGGACGGCCAGAACGAGGUGUGUCUUUGAGGUCAAAAUUUCCAUUUUUUAACAAUCGCGAGCGGUUCUUCCAGCUAGCUAUGGUACCCGCUCCAUACACAGCAUAAAUGUCGCGAACAGCUUUUGCGGCCUUAGAACCUUCAUUAAAAGCAAAAAAAAGGUGUCGAAAA